GAAAUUCAAGUUCCAUUACGCAAGCGCUUCCAUUGUGUCACAACAAGUCUCCGUCUGAAGUAUUCUGGGAUUCAAGAUGGCCUUUGCCCAGGCUGACAGGGCGAUUGGAGCAAUCAUUGGUUCAGCUGUUGCCGAUGCUGCAGCACAACCACUCCACUGGGUCUAUGACAUGCAGAAGCUGAGUGUGUUACUCUCUGAAACUCCUCAGCCAGAGUUUCGUCCGGAUUCUGCCAACCCAUUCUACAGGAGGAACACUGGACAGCAGAGCUGCUAUGGAGAUCAAGCAUUUGUGCUUCUGGAGUCCCUGUCUGAGUAUGGAGGUUUGAAUGUGGAAGAUUUGAAGAAGCGUACCUACAAGUUCUUUGGACCUGGAUCUGAGUAUGACACACCAGUCAAUGAUCCUUACCGAGACAAAGGAGCUCCCAGGCCUCAACUACCCAUUGAGGGACCCUGGAGACAGGCAAGCCUUAAGAGCUUUAUUAAAAAUGUGGAUGCUGGCAAUGCAGAGACAGGUUGUGAAACUGAUAAUCAAAUUGAUGGCAUUUCAAAGCUGGCUCCCAUUGUAGCAUGUUAUGGUGGAAAGCCAGAGAUGUUGGAGAGAGUUGAGGAAGCCAUCCGUGUCACUCAGAACAACGACAUGUGUGUGGCAGUAACUCUUGCUGCUGCUAGGUUCUUGGAGCAUUUCAUCCUGAAUGGACCUGAUCCUGAAGCACUGGAUGCAGUGCUGAAACAGCUCAGUGACCCGAAUAGAAAAAACCCUCAGGAGCUGGACCAAGCUGUAGUUUGGCACAUUCAUCAAGUAAAGGAGAAUCUGAGCAAGAAACCCAAAGAGCUCAUUCCUACUGUGUUCCCAAACACCUGAGGUUUGCCCGGUGCAUUCCAGGCAGCUUUGCAUGGGGUUCUGACAUCCAGUGGCUAUGAGCAGGCUAUCCGGGACACCAUGAGCUGUGGGGGAUGCACCUGUAGCAGGAGCUCCUUCAUUGGGGCCUGCAUUGGUGCUCAGAUUGGACUUGAAGAAAUCCCAAGUUCAUGGAAAAGCAAGACUCUGCGGUACAACACUUUGCUAGAUCUUGCAAAGAAAGUUGCCUGUCUCCAGCAUGCCUAAACUUUUCAACACAAACAAGUGGACAAAUAUAAAAUCAUACGUUUUCUUGAUUUUUGUUUCAUCUUCCAUGGCUGUUGUGAUUUGAUAAGACAAUUCAUGAAAGUUUUAACUCGAAACAAUGUAAGGUUAGAACUUGAUGUCUUUUGAUCUGUUAAAUCACAGCAUGGCAUGCUGAAAAUAACAUCCAAUGUGGCAUUACACAACUGUUAAAAUGAGAACACUGUUUGUUUGCUCUACUACUCAAUAGAUAGAGUACCUGUUCUGGAUGUUGGCGUCAUCUAGUGGAAAUUAGGAAAACUGCUGUCAUUACGCUAAACAUGCUUUAUAGGAAACACGAAUGCAUACAAUACAUUUAACCAUUUUCAGAAAUGUAAACAGCCAGUUGCAUCUCAUGAAAUUUCAGUGUGAAAACAAUGAAUCCUGUUCUGAUUUGUCCUUAUUUGUGGCAUUAUCUCUUUAAUAUAUAUGAAAAAUAAAACAUAAUUGA
Xyrauchen texanus (razorback sucker) is the source of this 1592-nucleotide messenger RNA. RefSeq names its product crystallin J1A-like. The transcript is spliced from 10 exons. The record is from RefSeq and is a predicted model, not a curated record. NCBI's taxonomy places the organism in Eukaryota, Metazoa, Chordata, Actinopteri, Cypriniformes, Catostomidae.